Messenger RNA from Magnolia sinica, 3196 nucleotides. Its product is annotated as probable DEAD-box ATP-dependent RNA helicase 48. The record is from RefSeq and is a predicted model, not a curated record. Lineage: Eukaryota; Viridiplantae; Streptophyta; Magnoliopsida; Magnoliales; Magnoliaceae. Gene Ontology annotation, molecular function: RNA helicase activity; ATP binding; nucleic acid binding. The coding region runs from base 150 to 2426 and encodes 758 amino acids. The transcript is spliced from 11 exons.
UUACAUUGCGGUGGGCUCCACGUAACUUCCGCGACAGAAAUUCUGUUGGCGGGGCGCAGGCAAUUCGCGUACCCUCUUCCUCGUUCAAAAAAACCCCUCGUGCCAUUUUCCUCACUCCCGUCUUGGCUUCAAAACCCUAAACCCUAGCCAUGCCUUCUCCUUCUUCACUCCUCCUCCUAGAACGUUCUAGAACCUUCUCGAACCUCCUCCGCUCCAACUUCUCCUUCAUCCGCCGCAUGGGCGGUGGGCCUCGCACCUUCCCUGGCGGCCUCAACAAAUGGCAGUGGAAACGCCUCCACGAGAAGAAAGCCAAGGAAAAGGAGCAGAAGCUCCUCAGACACGAGAAACAACUUUACGAAGCUCGAAUCCGUUCCGAGAUUCGUGCGAAGCUUGCCGGAAGAUCAGAUCCUCCUUCCGACGGCCCAGAUGCGUCAAAAAGUUUCAGCGCGAUGACGCCGAAGGACCACGUGAAAGCCCUUGCUGAUCGGUUUAUGAAAGAAGGAGCUGAAGAUCUCUGGAAUGAAGAUGAUGGCCCAGUGAAACCGCCCAAUCCUCGGUCUCGUCCGAUGAUCAGAUCUGCUGAUUCACCGCUCGAUUUGGGCAAGAUUGUCUCGGGCCAGCACGAUUUUGAUCUGUCGGGCCGGAGGCAUUACACGGUGGAGGCAGGAAGGAGAUCAAGAUCGAGGGUUGGAUUUAGGGUGACAGGGAGUUCGUCAAGUGGUGAUGAGGGGGAUUUUGGUUUCCAAGCGGCUGGGAGUUCGAGGUGGCCGAGGUUUAAGACUGACAAGGGGGAGCCGAAUUCAGAAGGGAGGAUUAGCCGGAAGAAGUUGAUGAGUAGCGCUGCUUUGGGGGAGUAUGAUGCGAAGGUGAAGAGGUGGGCCCCGAAGGCUUAUGAAAGAGGGGAUGUGCUUUCAGAGGAAGUUCGGUUGAUCCGGGAUGAGGUGAAUCUUAGGAAUUUAGCUGGGAAUGAACACAAAAGGAAUGAAGAGAAAGAGGAGUCACUUCUUAGUCAGAAGAGGUUUGAUGAGUGCAAUAUUUCUCCAUUGACAAUCAAGGCACUUUCUUUGGCUGGUUAUGUGCAGAUGACCAUGGUGCAAGAGUCUGCACUUCCUUCUUGUCUUGAUGGAAAGGAUGUUUUAGUCAAAGCCAAAACAGGCACGGGCAAGAGUGCAGCAUUUUUGCUUCCUGCAAUUGAAACAGUUCUUAUGGCCACAAGUAGCAGUAUGAAUCAGAGGGUGCCGCCAAUACUUGCUCUUGUUCUUUGUCCCACAAGGGAGCUUGCCAGUCAGAUUGCUGCAGAGGCAAAUGUGUUUCUGAAAUACCAUGAUGGCAUAGGUGUCCAAACACUAAUUGGAGGUACACGGUUCAAGAUUGAUCAGAAACACCUCGAAUCAGAUCCUUGCCAGAUUAUAGUGGCAACUCCUGGAAGGUUAUUGGAUCACAUUGAGAACAAAUCUGGCUUCUCAAUGCGUUUGAUGGGUCUUAAAGUACUUAUACUUGAUGAAGCUGACCACUUAUUAGACUUGGGGUUUCGGAAGGAUAUAGAGAAAAUCGUUGAUUGUGUGCCACGUCAGAGACAAUCCUUGCUGUUUUCUGCCACAAUUCCUAAAGAGGUUCGCCGAAUUUCACAGCUUGUUUUGAAAAGGGAUCAUGUUUUUAUUGAUACAGUGGGCUUAGGCGGCCUUGAAACUCAUGCCAAGGUUUUGCAGUCAUAUCUAGUUGCACCGCAUGAACAUCAUUUUCAUAUAGUUCAUUACCUUUUGAAGGAGCAUAUAACACGGGUGAUUGACUACAAGGUCAUAGUUUUCUGCACAACUGCAAUGGUCACAUCUCUCUUGUUCCUACUUCUCCGAGAGCUGAAGAUGAAUGUUAGGGAGAUGCACUCCCGAAAACCUCAGCUUUAUCGAACCCGAAUAUCAGAUGAGUUCCGGGAAUCCAAGCGGUUGAUUCUUGUUACAUCAGAUGUUUCAGCUCGUGGAAUGAAUUAUCCUGAUGUUACUCUAGUGAUUCAGGUGGGUAUACCUACUGACCGGGAACAAUACAUCCAUCGGCUUGGAAGGACAGGGCGUGAGGGCAAAGCUGGAGAAGGCAAAGUGGUGCUUGCACCAUGGGAAGAAUAUUUUUUGGAUGAGAUCAAAGAUCUGCCCCUUGAGAAGUCUCCCUUGCCGCAUUUAGAUUCAGAUCUCAAAGCGAAGGUGGAGGAAUCAAUGGCACGGAUCGAUACCAGUGUCAAGGAAGCAGCAUAUCAUGCAUGGCUCGGGUUCUAUAAUUCAAUCAGGGAAAUAGGAAGGGAUAAAACCACGCUAGUAGAACUGGCUAACCGGUUUGGUGAUUCGAUUGGUUUGAUGACGACUCCUGCACUCUUCAGGAAGACGGCAAACAAGAUGGGCUUGAGGGACAUCCCUGGCAUUCGAAUCAGAAAGUAAAGCAUGUAUCUUAAACUAUGCAAUACUUUUCUGGGGACUGCUCGACAAAUGCCAAAUAAUUGAACAUUGAGAGGAUGCUCACGUCUGGUUCAGUUAUAUAAUAUGCUUUCAGCAGCAGGCCAUGAUCAGGAGUUCCGGACACAAAGUUUGUCAGACACGGACACGGUUCUGAUUUCACCCCCUCACACCACUGGCUGCAAAACUGGUUCUGCAGAUCCUACUUCUCAAAGUUCACCUUGCCCUCUCCCAAGACAGAUACAAUGUUUUCUUGUAUUAUAGUCCCGAAAUUCCCUUCUGAGCUAAUAAUCUUAUAGUGUUAUAUGGCAGGCAUUAGAUGUGUGAUGUCUGAAAGUUUUCAAUUGAUGUUAUGAACUUGCUGAGUUGGAACUCGUCUGAGUCGACUCAGAUUUGGACUAGUUGUUGUUGUAACCAAUACCAAUUUUGUAAGACAUGCCUGGUAAUCGAAGGAAAACUCUUUUGCCUGACUACCAUGGCAGUCGCCCAAGAGCACGCCCAACGCUUAUGUGAGGGAAACGGCCUUAAAUGCAUGAGAUCCACUCACCAGUAGUAAGGCUAUGAGGACGGGCGCGUCUGAUUAUGGAAUUCGCUCUGGUGAAAGGUUGGAAACUGAAAGACUAAUUUCCGUUUGAAUUUCGGUUUGGGAACAUUGUUGUGAUCUGAGUCCUUAUGUAAGUCAUAUUAAUGAGUGUUUUUAACUGAUCAAUUUGGACUGUUGAUCUAAUCAUUCAUUUUGGAUGUCACUUAUCAUA